This is a messenger RNA of Prorocentrum cordatum, 1733 nucleotides long. The record is from the annotation of a GenBank genome assembly. NCBI's taxonomy places the organism in Eukaryota, Dinophyceae, Prorocentrales, Prorocentraceae.
UGACAAUUUUGGCUCUAGGAGAGGUCUGGCCCCGGCGCGCCCGCGCAGGCAUUGAACUGGAGACCGCGAAGCCAGCCGAUUCAUCCCUCGUGCACCAUGGCAGAGUCCAAGGUCAAGGACAUGGGCCUGGCCGAGUUCGGCCGCAAAGAGCUCUCCCUGGCGGAGCACGAGAUGCCGGGUCUCAUGGCGGCCCGCAAGGAGUUCGGCCCGAAGCAGCCUUUCAAGGGCAUGAACAUCAACGGUUCCCUCCACAUGACCAUCCAGACCGGCGUCCUGAUCGAGACGCUGCAGGCCUUGGGAGCCAAGGUGCGUUGGUGCUCCUGCAACAUCUUCAGCACUCAGGAUCAUGCCGCCGCAGCCAUUGCGAAGGCCGAGACAGCCACCGUCUUCGCCUGGAAGGGGGAGACGCUCCAGGAGUACUGGUGGUGUACAGAGCAGAUGAUGACCGUGCCCGGUCAGGACGGCUGCGACCAGCUCGUCGACGACGGUGGUGACGCCACCCUGUUGAUCCACAAGGGUAAGGAGUUCGAGGAAAAGUUCGCGAAGGACGGAUCCCUGCCCGAUCCUGCCAGCACGGACAACGCCGAAUUCAAGUGUAUUUUGCAGCUGCUGCGGGACUCUAUCCCAGUCGACAAGACUAAGUACUCGCGCAUGGCCGCGAAGUGCAAGGGUGUCAGCGAGGAGACCACCACUGGCGUCCAUCGGCUGAAGGAGAUGGCUGCAAAGGGCGAGCUCUUGUUCCCAGCCAUCAAUGUGAACGACUGCGUGACCAAGUCCAAGUUCGACAAUGUCUACGGUUGCAGGCAUUCGCUGCCAGAUGGCAUCAUGCGCGCCACAGACGUGAUGAUCGGGGGCAAGCGUGCGCUGAUCUGUGGUUACGGUGACGUGGGCAAGGGCUGCGCGUUCGCCAUGCGCGGUGCUGGUGCCAGGGUGCUGAUCACUGAGUGUGACCCCAUCUGUGCGCUCCAGGCGUGCAUGGAGGGCUUCCAGGUGGUUACGAUGGAGAGCGUUGUUGGCGAGAUCGACAUCUUUACGACCACCACGGGAAACUUCAAGAUUAUUACUUUGGAGCAUAUGAAGAAGAUGAAGAACAAUGCGAUUGUCGGCAACAUCGGCCACUUCGAUAAUGAGAUCGAGAUGGAAAACCUGGAGAAGUUCGCAGGCAUCAAGGUGGAGAACAUCAAGCCGCAGGUGGACCGCUACGUCUUCCCAGACGGGCACGGCAUCAUCGUCCUAGCGGCUGGUCGGCUGCUGAACCUCGGUUGCGCCACCGGACACCCGUCCUUCGUGAUGUCUUGCUCGUUCACAAAUCAGGUCCUCGCGCAGAUUGACCUGCUCACGGCGAAGGAGAAGGGUUACAAGAACAACGUGUACCUUCUCCCCAAAGACCUCGACGAAAAAGUUGCAAGCCUGCACCUGCCGGCGCUGGGUGCCGAGCUCACGACCCUCACGAAGGAGCAGGCCGACUACAUUGGUGUGAAGGUCACUGGCCCCUUCAAGCCCGAUACAUACCGGUACUAGUACUCUGGGCAUGGGGCUUCUUUGCCAGGCCGAGGUCAUCUAGCGGCUUGGGUCGCGACCCUGACUUCUCUUCGUUUUGGUGUUCACGUGGGGCCAGCAGUUGCUACAGCGUCAUCGUCCUCUCGGGACGAUGGAUCCUGAGGCAGACUGUUCGUGUCACGUGAGUGCGCAGAGGGCCAUAUCGUCGGCAUGCCGGUGUGCUCGAUAAAAAG